CUAUACGCACGUGACGCAUUUCCGGUGAAAUGUAAGACCGCGGGCCAAUUUCCGCCGAUCGUACAGAAAGAACUGUGCAACAGGAACGCUUCUUAUCAAAACAAGGAACUUUACGAGUAGUUGACUUAAUGCUUUAUGCCUUCAUAGCACCCAUAUAUAUGUUUACCUAAAAUACAUAAAUAUGACAUGUAAACGUUUAAGAGUGUCAUUUCAAAGACGUCAGGACAGUACUUCUAGCUACCACUGCUGUGUUCCGCAAUGUACAGCGUCAGCGAAAUUUAAUUCUUACCUCAGUUUCCACACGUUUCCAAAAGACACCGACUUGCAGGAGAGGUGGGUUGUUAAUAUUCGACGUGACAACUUUACAGUAACGCAAAAGACAAGAGUGUGUAGCCGACAUUUCGAGUCGAGCGACCUGAUCGAGCCUCGAGCGCCAACCGGACGCAGACAUUUGAAGAAAGGAGCUGUCCCGGUGCUGUUUCAAUGGAACAACUUUGCAGUUUCAGCCGCACGACCUGGAGUUUGGGAGAGGAUAAAGCGACCAAACACAGACCUAACGUUAGAUGACCCAUCUGUGGAUGUAAGUGUGAACUAUUCUGACCAUGACUACGUCUCCACUGCCGAGUCUGAUGCCCUGGAUUUGUCCCUGGACCACACGGAUCUACGUGUGGAAAUUGCGAAUCUGCGAAAACAGAUUGAGGAGAUUUCCCUCAGCAACAAGUUUUGCUUGGAGAGAUUCGCUGCAUCCGAUGAUGACAUUAGGUUUUACACGAGGUUUGCAAGUCAUGGCCACCUCAUGGCAUUUUGGAGGCAGAUAGAACCAGCAACUGGCAAGAUUGUUCGAGUGUCCAGAACACAAACUGCAGCCAACCCUGAUGAGGUCCCUCACACUGCCAGAGCAACGUCUCUUCCACCCAUUGAUGAGUUUUUUCUCUUUAUGACAUAUCUGUCACUGGGUCUGAUGCAGAAGGAUUUGGCCCACAGAUUCAGAAUUCACCAAUCUACUGUAAGCCGCAUCAUCAACACAUGGGCUAACUUUCUUUAUACUGUACUUGGACCUGUGGGCAUUUGGCUGGACGAGGAGAUGGUCAAAGCUCACAUGCCGGAUGUUUUUCAGCAAUACUCUGACACACAGGUGAUUUUGGACUGUACUGAACUGCGUUGCCAGACACAAAGCUCUCUCCUCCUUAAGAGUGAGGUAUUUUCUAGCUACAAACCUCACUGUACUUUCAAAGGGUUAGUUGGAAUAGCCCCUCACGGUGCUGUAACCUUCAUUUCAUCUCUCUAUGAAGGUGCCAUAAGUGAUCGAGAGAUUCUAAAACAGUCUGGUAUUGUGUCUCUUCUAAAACCAACAAUGGCAAUAAUGGUCGAUAAGGGUUUCCUGGUAGAGGACUGUGUGCCCUGCAAGGUCCACAUAGCUACCUUCUUGUCAAAGAAAGCACAACUGUCUGGGCCAGAGGUCAGGAAAACACAGUCUAUUGCAAGACUAAGAGUCCAUGUUGAGCGACUGAUUAGAAGGGUGAAGGAGCAUAAGAUAUUUAGCACUGUAAUCCCUCUAUCACUUACAGGCAGCAUCAAUCAAAUGUACACAGUUGCCUGUCUGUUGGUCAAUUACCAAAAUGGACCCUUGGUUAAGGCCUGGCAUGGCAAUUACUAAUACAGUAGAUGCCUGAUUAGGUAGAAAUGGUUUGAAUGCAAUAAACUCUUAAGUGCAUCUGAA
This is a messenger RNA of Danio rerio (zebrafish), 1720 nucleotides long. Lineage: Eukaryota; Metazoa; Chordata; Actinopteri; Cypriniformes; Danionidae. The record is from RefSeq and is a predicted model, not a curated record.